AUGGCGAUAAAAGGAGCUAUGCAAAACAGGGUGAUCUUGGCUCUGGGAGAGAUCUCGCCCUCGGCGGAGGAGGCGCUGGGCGCCGCGGGGCUGCUCCGCGAGUCCCUGCUGCCCGGUGCCUUAGCACAGUACGAUAGCUGUUUAGAGUUGGUAAACAAGAGACUGCCUUACGGCCUCGCUCAAGUGGGAGUGUGUUUUCACUCAGUUCCAGAAAGGGAGCAAUGCAAUGUGAGUCUCAGCAGAAUAGGCGAAAGGACCACGGCUUCCCUUGUAUGGUUUAGCUCUCCCAGAACUGCAGGACAAUGGCUUGAUUACUGGUUACGGCAGAGACUCCAAUGGUGGAGAAAGUUUGCAAUAGGCCCAUCUAAUUUCAGCAGCAGUGAUUUUCAGGAUGAAGAAGGAAGAAGAGGAUUUAAUUUAUGCUAUGGCUUUCCGUGGGGGAAAGAAACAAUAGAAACAUUGAUAAAUCUCGGUGAUACUGAACUGUUACAAAUGUAUCCAGAGGAUAGAUCAAAGUUACUUGGCCGAGAUGGGAGGAAGAAUGUUAUUCCUCAUGUUCUGUCUGUGAGUGGAAAUCUGGACCGAGGAACGUUAGCGUAUCUCUUUGAUUCUCUACAGCUAGUUGAGAAUCCAUUAAUGAAAAAGAAAAAUUCCCACAGAAAGGUACUCAAGCUUCAUCCUUGUUUAGCACCUAUUAAAGUAGCCUUGGAUGUAGGAAAAGGUCCAACACCAGAGCUGAGACAGGUUUGUCAAGGAUUAUUCAAUGAACUGUCAGAAAACAGGAUUUCUGUAUGGCCGGGAUAUCUUGAAACCAUGCAGAUCUCUCUGGAACAGCUUUAUACAAAGUACGAUGAGAUGAGCGUUCUCUUCACCGUGUUGAUAACUGAUGCUACUCUGGAGAGUGGAGUAGUCCAGCUAAGAAGCAGAGACACUACGAUGAAGGAAAUGAUGCACAUUUCUAGGCUGAAGGACUUUUUGACUAAGUAUGUAAUAUCAGCGAAAAACAUAUGAACUUAACUUGUUCUAAUAAAAUUAUUUUUUAAAAAAAAAA
Molecule: messenger RNA, 1051 nt
Organism: Tinamus guttatus (white-throated tinamou)
Lineage: Eukaryota; Metazoa; Chordata; Aves; Tinamiformes; Tinamidae
Gene: POLG2
Product: DNA polymerase gamma 2, accessory subunit
Biological process (GO): mitochondrial DNA replication
Cellular component (GO): cytoplasm; mitochondrion
Source: RefSeq, a predicted model, not a curated record